AUAUUCUCCCGCCCGAGAGAUUUCGUGUGCUGGUAUAUAAGAAGUGAAAUUCUCUGCAACCUAAGGAGUUACUUUUUAAUCCUCUGUACGAUCAGGGGGGACGGAAAUCCUCAAGUGUUUUUUGUUUGGUCUAUCUGGCAGAAGAAUAUCAAAUAAAAAAUAAACAUAAACAUAAAUAAUACAAAAGACACGAUGCUUCUAAUCGGGCAUUAUUUCCGGUAUAUCGUCGGGAUUUUAAUCGCCGUCCGGAGCGUUCGUUCGGUUUUAACAAAAUCAAAUGGCGAUCAAUUAAGGACGUUAAGAUCAUCGCCAACAACACAGCAUCAGGACGACGUUGAGGUAUUAUUGGAUAAAAAUUCUGGCCUGACUAUAAAUGACGCUGAUCGGAUAAGAAACUUGUCGUCGAUGGUGGAAAAUUUCGAAGAUGAUAUCAGAGAAUCUAGUACAACGGGUAUGAAAGAAGAUCACCAUCUGCAGGGAAGAAAACAAUCGCAACCAUUUAAAAAUAAAGAAAAAAAACCAAGGACUUUUUUUGGACCACUCAGUUUGGACUUGAAAGAUAAGUUUUAUUCAAAACGCGGAAUCAUCUACGAUACUCGCGACAGUUUUGAUGCUGGUGGCUUCACUGGUGGUUUAAGCUGUUGUGGAACAAGGUACGGACUUUCCGGCUAUUCGCAAUCAGAUCGAAGACCCAACGUUUAUGGCUAUGGCGAUUCAUCUGAUGGGGGACGAUAUCCAGAUAGACCAUCUAGACGUCCAGGCGCUGAUAGAUACGGCUCGAGUUAUUCUCAAGGUUUGACUGGGGGUGGAUUGGGGCGACCUGAGGGAGAUCUGUACGGAAGUGGGGGGUCAGGAGGAUCUUAUCCUUCGAGAUAUGGACCAAUCAGAGGUGGAUCGUAUGGCGGGGGCAGCGAUGGGGACAGGUAUGGUGGUACUCGUCCCAGUUUCGGAGGAGGGCCUCCAAGCGGUCCAGGUGCAGGUUCCAGUGGGCUUUAUGGUCGACCAAGUUUCAGUGCCGGUGGAUCUAACAGCUAUGGAGGAUUUGGUAGCCAAAAUGGUGGUAGUGCAGGAGCUUUCGGCAGCGGCUAUGGUGCAGGUGCCGGAAGCUACGGAGCUGGUGGUUCAGGUGGCUACGAAGGAGGAGGAGGUGGAGGUGGAAUUUCAGGAGGUUUCGGGACCGGCGGAUUCGGAGGAGGAAGUUUCGGGGGAGGCAGUGGAAUUGGCGGUUUUGGAUCAUACGAUCAUUUCGGCGGGGGUGGAGACUAUGGUGUUGGUGACGGCGGAGGUGGCAUGGGUCUUCCUUCGGAAGCGCACAUUAAGACUCAGAAGGCUUUGGCACUAAAGGCACUCGCUGGAGUUGCACUUAUCGGGGCUGCUGCUGCCCUCGCUACGAAUCCCGUCCUUCUUCCUCUGGGAGUUGCUCAUGGGAGAAAAAAACGAUCUGCUGCUGACGAUUUCUGGAAUGAACAUCCUUUGAUGUUACUCAAGGGCUACAUAUCACAGAUUCCUAGGAGUGACAUAAAAAAGGAGGACAUCCUUGUGCUCAGUAAAUUUUUGGCAUCCCGAAAAUGCGUGGCUAAGUUGGCAUGCGAAAUACAACGUGAAUACUUCGCCGAUUUGGCGCGUUACAAGGACGUCGGAGACAGGGAGAAUCGAGGGGAGAAUAGUAUAUAUCACAACUUGGAGCAACGUUUUAUGGAUUUCAAUGUUCUCAACAACAGUUACGUGAACGAACAUCUGAAGAAAGAAAUUAAACUCGCGCUUGCUAUUGGAGCGCGGGAUGGAAACUGCAAAAUCUUCCCAUGUGCUUUGUCGAAGGAGUGAUCGAGGAUUAUACCAUAGCGGCUAUCGGAUGAAUGAUGACAUGAUUAUUGCUUAUCAAUUAUUAUUAAGUAUAAACUAGUGUCCUCAUAGAAAUGAAAGCAUCCAAUACAUCU
Molecule: messenger RNA, 1937 nt
Organism: Athalia rosae (coleseed sawfly)
Lineage: Eukaryota; Metazoa; Arthropoda; Insecta; Hymenoptera; Athaliidae
Product: keratin, type I cytoskeletal 9-like
Exons: 7
Coding region: 193-1824 (543 amino acids)
Source: RefSeq, a predicted model, not a curated record